Cladocopium goreaui is the source of this 4773-nucleotide messenger RNA. The record is from the annotation of a GenBank genome assembly. Lineage: Eukaryota; Dinophyceae; Suessiales; Symbiodiniaceae.
AUGGCUGUCGACCCAGAUCAAGAUGACAGAGCUUUCAUUGCUGAACAUAUGGAUGCAGACCUUCAAUUCAUUUUGAGUGAGACUGGAGUCUCGUUGCACCGUCAGGCAGCAAUUGCCAGGCGUUAUGGGACGCUUAGGAAGUUCAAUGCGAUUGGAGACGAUCGUGCACAGCUGAGAGUUGCCUGUUUGCAGGAUUUCGCUAUCCCUCAGGACACUCCUGAGAACAGGGCAGAGGUUGCCGCAAUCGUUGCGGCCUGGGAGACGGCAAAGGAGUUUGUUGCCAAAGAAGUUGAAUUGCGCGCAGAGGCAAAGGUAUUAGGUCAACCAAAGAUCUUGCAAUCUCACGAAAGACAAUCAAUGAUUCGUGCUGUUGAAAGGAUUCAUGGUACUUUGGGCGAGUCUGAGACGCCGAGCUCAGAUUACUUGGCGCUGAAGGCUGAGGAGACAGAGCUGAACGAGCCAUCGGCAUCGCCCUUGGAUGAAAUCAUUAGCAAACGUGACAAUGCAAGUUCCACCAUCCAGUCUUCUGUUGACACUUCUGGGCAUUUGAGGGUGACUAGGACGAAGAACAGAGCAAAGAUGCCUAGCAAUACAGAAGAGUAUAGAAAGAUCAUGAGGCACAAACUGAGAAAAGAAGCCAUGAGACUGGUGGUAAACGAGGGAUACACUUUGGCGAAUGCGUUGCGGGCUGUGACAAAGGAUGCAGACCUUAAGGAAGCAUUCUUCACCACUCCUGUUGCCCUACGUGCAGCUGCCUCAGAAGCUCCACAGAACAAAUGGCCCAGGUUCAACAGCAAGGGUUCCUUUGCGUCUGGAAAAUCCAAUGCACAAGGCUCCAAAGGGAAAGGAAAGUCUGGAAAAUCGAAAGGGAAAGACCAGCGUUUGGCUGGGCUUCAACUGGCAUGGAGGACACCAGAUGGACGUGACCUGUGCUUCGCAUACAAUUCUGGUUCAUGUGACAACAGUUGCAACAGGGUUGGGUGUGAUGUCCCAGCAGCCAGCACGGGAUCACACCCUAAGGUUGCAGAACCUCCCGAAGUGAAGGUGAUGUAUUUAUUUGCUGGAAAAAGACGUCAGUCUGAUGUGGCUUCCUUUUUACAGCAGGCCCAUGAUGAAGGACGUAUACGACUGACUCUUAAGGAGUAUGACUUGGAGCUUUCACCGGAUCAUGACUUGACAGACCUCUCCAUCUGGGAAGACAUUUGGAAUACCCUUAAAGAGGGUGACUGGUUGUUGUUGGUCUCACCACCGUGCAAUACUUUUUCACGGGCAAGGUUUCAUUUCUUGGAAUCCCCUGGCCCUAGGCCAUUGAGGAAUUUCAUUUGGCCACGAGGCUUCCCAUGGUUGUCACAUCACCACAAGGCUGUCGUGGAAGAAGCAAAUUUAUUUGUGGACAGAUGCAUUGCAGCAUGCGUUACAUGCCAUGCAGCAGGGGGAAAAUUCAUCAUUGAACACCCGGAAGAUUUGGGACUGGUGAAAGGUGAGCGUCCGGGCUCGAUAUGGCAGUGGCCAGAAAUUUUGGAUUUGAUACCUUCUUGCAAUGCAAACUCAUUUGCCAUUCAACAGUGCCAUUUUGGCGCACUUACACCCAAGCCCACCAGAUUCCUGUCUACGUUUGAGUUUCAGGAUGACAGGUGCCAUUUUGGACUGCCGCGUUUGGACAAGCUUGGGGCGUACAAAGGACCACUUCCAAAAUCAUGUGGCCACCACCAUAAGCACAAACUUUUAGGGAAGACUGCAAAUAAGUGGAAUACAAGCCCAAGCGCAUCAUACCCGCCAGGGCUUUGCAGAUUUUUGGCUGACUUGGUUCUCAAUGCAACAGCAUCCUACGGAAGGGGGAAGGCGAACCAACCCCAGCAAGUUGCUGGAACACCUGGACCCCAGCAAGUUGCUGGAACAUCUGGACAGCGAGAUUCUGGUAAGGGAGGAAGUUCCUCUAGCAAGGGUUCAAACUUUGGGCAGAGCAACAAUGGAAUCGGGGAGAGUCUCCCCAAAGAGAACACACCUUGCAACUCUGGCAGUGGAGGAAGUUCCUCUGCUCCAUUGGAUGGCACUUCAAAGAAUUGCGCAGUUGAUUUAACUGGUUUUUCGGAUGGCACUUCAAAGAAAUGCGCUGUUGAUUUAACUGGUGAUGACUCCAAGGUUGGGGAGUUAGAUGCAGACGAGUGUGUUGCUGAGGCUUUUGACAUGGAGGCAUGUUGCAAUUUUGGUCCUCCCAUCAAAGUUGAAUGGGAUGGGAAGACGCAUGACUUUGUGGAUGGUUUUGGAAUGUGCUCACCUACCAGGUGGGCCCCUCAGUCUAGAGGCCAUGGCAGGAAGGCACAUAUGAAAGUUUUGGCGGCUGAGACUUACAGAUGUUUGCAUGCUGCAGUGAUGGGCGCGAUCAAGGACGUUAGGCGGGAGGCCUUCAAGCUGGUUACAGGGAAGCUCCAGGCGUCCCCUUUCUCUUCAGAGUUGCUACACAAAGUCAGGUCUCAGAUUGCGUCACAGUUGAGGGACCCUACUGAAGCAAUGGUGGUGGAUUCUGGGCAGCCCUUUCUGUUGCGGCUCUUGUCACAAUGGCUUGAAGUUUUCGAAGACCCUGACGCGGCCUGCUUGGUCAACACAACGGACUCAUUUGCCACGGGGGUGAACGUUGGAGUGGACGAUCCUUUACCAAGGACGCCUCAAGUUUUUCCGCCAAAGGUGAAGCAUCGGAAGUUAGAUGGCACAGAGUUCAACCCCAUUGCUGACAACUACGUUUCAGGGCAACUGUCAGCCAAGGAAUUAGAGGAGAAGUUCAGGGAGGAGGAGGCGCUUGGGCGCAUGGAACCCUCUAAGAUGUCUGUCUUGAGGGCGCGCUACGGGGAUCGUUUGCGUGUGGCUGCAAUGGCGGCGAUCAGCAAGCCUGACGGUGGUGUCAGGCCUCUUCAUGAUGCCACCCAUUCUGUGAUGGUUAACCAUGCAACCAAAUACAGGGAUCAACUACAGUGCCCAGGUCCGGCAGAAGUUGCUGCUGUGGUUAGAGAGGCGGUGGAGACCCGAGAGGCGGUGUUUUGCGUUUCGGCUGAUAUCAGGGCGGCUCAUCGCUUAGUGAAACUUAGGGAGGAGGAUUGGCCAUAUGUUUGCUGCCGUGCCGAUUCUCUCUCGGAGGUUGUUUGGAUCAACAAGGUGGGAACAUUUGGAGUGUCAAGUGCUCCUUACUGGUGGUCGAAGCUUUUCGCUUUGAUUGGACGUUUUGUGGGACAUGUCAUGCAGACGGCGGCUUACUGGCAUUUGGUUUAUGUGGAUGACCUGCACGGAGCAUUGACUGGGCCUCUCAAGUUUGAACUUUUGUGGGUAUGGCUGAAUCAAGUUGGGAUUACAGACAAAAGAGGCUUAUGGCUUCUCAACUGGAUUCGAGCGUUGGAGGAGAAGCGGUAUGUUGUGCCGGCACGGGAGUUCAGUGAAUUCCUAGGCAGGCUAGGGUUCGUUGCACAGCUUUUGACGUGGCUCAAGCCACACCUCUCACCGCUGUUUGCUUGGAGUGCUGUUGCUUCACCUGGCUUGGUUGGAAGAUUGCCGGAUACUGUUAUUUUGACGCUGCACUACAUCGCGGCGGAAAUGUCUGGUGAAACCUUUUUGAUCUCUGCAAAGAGACCGGUUCCGUAUUUGUUCAAGCCUGAUGGAGGUGGAGCGCAAUGGGCAUCGACGUCAGCGGAGCUCUUAGCUUCCCUUUGCGCUUUGGUUGCAUUUGGUUGGCUGUCGCCUACGACUGCGAGGCGCACUGUUGCCUUAGCUCUUUCGGCCGGCACUGACAACAUGGCCAACGAAUUUCUUAGUUCAAAGAGGGCCACGACGAAAUGGCCCCUCAUGCUGAUCAACAUGCAGUUAUCGGCGCUGUUGGCCAGGGCAAGACUGAGCUUGAAUUUGAAGUGGCGCCCACGAGAAGAAAACGUGGAGGCGGACCAGCUAACAAAUGAACAGUUUGAUGCCUUUUCUUUGGAGGCCAGGGUCCACGUGGUUUUUGAGGACUUGGACCUUUCUUUGGUUGAGGCACUGUGGAGGACGAAAUCCCAAUUUGAUGCUGCGAGACAAGAGGCAAAGGCUUCUGACAAAACGGCAGCACCUGGAAGGAAGAGAAAGUACGAUAAGACGCCGACAUCACCACCGAUGAAAAAAGGGGAGAUCACCGAUUCAGCUGAGAGUUCUCAUUUUGCAGAUGUCAGUCAUUCAUUCGAUGCAGUUUUGGUACAUGCUCACAGAUUUGAAGUUGCCCACCCUCCCAGACCCUUGUUUUUGGGUUUGUGGAGGGUGAUUCCUGCGCUGAAGACAUCACCACCGUCACCACCGAUGAAAAAAGGGGAGAUCACCGAUUCAGCUGAGAGUUCUCAUUUUGCAGAUGUCAGUCAUUCAUUCGAUGCAGUUUUGGUACAUGUGACGGGCCCACUCAGAGCGGAGAUUCGGCAAAUCUCACUUGAAAGAGAUAGGGCGCCAACUUGUGCCCAUGCGGUUCGCAGCAGUCGGGGGUGGGUUCCGGAGUCUCAAUUCCCGGCAUGUGUUUUCACGGGCCCAAUUGCCGGAAUCCUGGCUCCCAGAUCCUCACGAGCCUUGCCGCAGCGCAAAGACGCCGGAAUGCGGAGGUUGAACGCCGACAACAUCUCGAAGAGCGAAUUGAAGUUGCAGCAGUUGGAGCCUCACAUUGCUCGCCUGGGUUGGAACUUGGAGAUGGUCAGGGCAGACGUGGACAUGAUCAUUUUGAAUGGCCUUCCACCUGUUGCUCCUCCGCCCUUCCGACCUCCGCCCGGUCUCUGA